This is a messenger RNA of Lichtheimia ornata, 3465 nucleotides long. RefSeq lists its product as uncharacterized. Gene Ontology annotation, cellular component: RNA polymerase I complex; nucleus. Gene Ontology annotation, biological process: DNA-templated transcription. Gene Ontology annotation, molecular function: DNA binding; DNA-directed RNA polymerase activity; ribonucleoside binding. The record is from RefSeq and is a predicted model, not a curated record. Lineage: Eukaryota; Fungi; Mucoromycota; Mucoromycetes; Mucorales; Lichtheimiaceae. The transcript has 8 exons. Bases 1 to 3465 code for a protein of 1154 amino acids.
AUGCCGUCAACCUUCAACACCUUGGAACGGGAACGUAUGUUCCAAGACCCCCCCAGCAAUCGUUUCGGUGUCCCACAACUUCAAGAAGUUACCAAGCCGCAUAUCGAGUCUUUCAACUGCUUAACUCAAUUCGGUGAUUCCAGCGAAGGUGGUCUUCUCAACAUUGCUGUCAAAGAUAUUGGUACACUCUCGGCAUUCGACGGCAAGCCAAUCGACAUCAACGUCAACGAGAAUGGCGACGCAUUGGGUCACAAGAUCACUUUUUGGGCAGAGGAUCCAAAGAUCUCACAACCCAUGGUCUCUGACAAGGACGUCUAUUCGUUGCAUCGUAAAAUCUACCCGAGUCAUUGUCGUGAGCGUUUGAAGACAUACAGCGGCAAGCUUCAAGUUCGAUUCUGUUGGCGUGUGGAUGAUGGUCCAGUGAAUUCGGAUAUUCGAGAACUUGGUCAACUUCCUGUCAUGGUGCGAUCCAAUCGAUGUAAUCUUAAGGGCCUCUAUCCAAAGCAGCUUAUCGAGCAUCACGAAGAGUCCGAGGAGAUGGGUGGUUAUUUCAUCGUCAAUGGUAUCGAGAAACUUGUUCGUCUAUUGAUUGUCCCACGACGCAAUCAUGUCACCGCCAUCAUCCGUAAUUCAUUCCAAAAUCGUGGUCAUGCUUACUCCCAAUAUGGUUGCGCUAUUCGAUGUGCUCGCCCCGAUCAAACCACUCAAACCAACACUGUGCAUUAUCUCAACGACGGCAAUGCCAUGCUUCGAUUCUCUUGGCGAAAGCAGGAAUACAUGGUCCCUGUUGUCCUCUUCCUUAAGGCAUUGGUGGAUACUUCGGAUAAGGAGAUCUUUGAUGCAUUAUGCCAAGGCGAUUACAAGAAUACAUUUUUGACCGAUCGUAUCGAAUUGCUCUUACGCAGCUUCAAGAUCUAUUCGCUCUAUACUCGUGAUGCUUGCUUGAGCUAUCUCGGCGAGAAGUUCCGCAUCAUUAUGGGCUUGGAUGAUGAUUUGACCGAUAAGCAAGUGGGUGAAGCUGUUCUCGACAAGAUCAUCUUGGUGCAUCUCAACAACAACCGCGACAAGUUCAACAUGCUCAUUUAUAUGAUUCGCAAGCUGUACGCACUUGUCUCUGGUGAAUGUUGCGCUGAUAAUCCCGAUUCUCCUCAACACCAAGAAGUUUUAUUGCCCGGUCAUCUCUACAACAUGAUUAUCAAGGAGAAGAUCCAUGAUUGGCUUCAAGGUGUCAAGGCCCAGUUUAGAACGAAUGUGCGUCUCAAUCCUGAAAAGGUCGAUUUCUUUGAUCGCAACUAUAUCAUGAAUGCUAUGCGACGAGUAAAUCCGGAUGUUGGUCAAAAGUUGGCUUAUUUCUUAGCCACUGGUAACCUCGUAUCCAAGACAGGUCUCGAUUUGCAGCAGGUCAGCGGUUACACAAUCGUUGCUGAAAAGCUCAAUUUCUACCGUUACAUUUCCCACUUCCGAUGUAUCCAUCGUGGUGCUUUCUUUGCUGAAUUGAAGACCACUGCUGUUCGUAAGCUAUUGCCCGAAGCUUGGGGUUUCCUUUGCCCUGUACAUACACCUGAUGGUUCGCCCUGUGGUCUGCUCAACCAUUUGGCACACAAGUGUAAGGUGAUCAACGAACCUUUGGAUGUCAACAGCCUACCCGCCCAUUUGGCAUCGCUUGGUGUAUCACAACCUAUUUUGCAUUCAAUUGGUCGCCCUGGUGAUGUUGCUGUUUUGUUGGAUGGUCGUAUUGUGGGUUGGUGUUCUCCAAAGACAGCUGAAAAGGUUGCCAAGAGUCUCAAGAUUUGGCGUGUCAAUCAACAAAAGCAAGUACCAUUGGAUAUGGAAAUCGCACAUGUACCCGCUAGCUAUGGUGGUGAAUAUCCUGGCUUGUACCUUUUCUCAUCACCUGCUCGUAUGAUGCGUCCCGUCAAGUUCCUUGCUAAUGGCAAAUUGGAUAUGGUUGGCACCUUCGAACAAGUAUACAUGGACAUUGCCUGUAUGGAUGAUGAAGUUGUACCUGGUGUCACUACCCAUCAAGAAUUUACACCCACCAACAUCUUCAGUAUUGUCGCCAACAUGACUCCUUUCUCCGAUUUCAACCAAUCCCCAAGAAACAUGUACCAGUGUCAAAUGGGUAAACAAACAAUGGGUACACCUUCAACCGUUUUCAACCACCGAACAGACAACAAGAUGUAUCGAUUGCAAACCGGUCAAACACCUGUUGUACGCCCUGCAUUGCAUAACGACUACGGCUUCGAUGGCUUCCCUAACGGCACCAAUGCGAUUGUGGCUGUCAUCUCAUACACCGGUUACGAUAUGGAAGAUGCUAUGAUUUUGAACAAGUCAGCACAUGAACGUGGUUUUGGAUAUGGUACUGUGUACAAGAGUGAGAUUGUCGAUCUGGAGGCCAUGCGUGCUCAGGGUGAGACCGUAUCAUAUCACUUUGGCCUUGGUGACAACAACAAGAACAAUAGCAAGUUGCGUAGCUUGCUCGGCAAUGAUGGUCUUCCUCAUAUCGGUGUUCAUUUGAAGGCUGAUGAUCCCAUGUACUGCUACGUUGACCAGGCAACAGGCCGUGGUAUGGUGAAGAAAUACAAGGGUCCCGAGGAUGCUUAUGUGGAUGAAGUACGUGUGCUUGGCAACGAUUCAGGCAAUGGUGAAUUACAAAAGGUGCACAUCAAGCUGCGUAUUACACGUUCUCCUGUCAUUGGUGACAAGUUUUCAUCACGUCACGGUCAAAAGGGUGUGUGCUCACAAAAGUGGCCUGCCAUUGAUAUGCCAUUCACUGAAUCUGGUAUGCAACCUGAUGUCAUUAUCAACCCACACGCUUUCCCAUCUCGUAUGACUAUUGGUAUGUUUGUCGAGAGUCUGGCAGGAAAAGCUGGUGCCUUGCAUGGUAUUUCACAAGAUAGUACACCAUUCAAGUUCAAUGAAAAAUACACUGCAGCAGAUUACUUUGGUGAACAAUUGCUCAAGGCUGGCUACAGUUACCAUGGCAACGAACCAAUGUACUCUGGUAUCACUGGUACCGAAAUGAAGAUGGAUAUCUAUAUUGGCGUCGUCUAUUACCAACGUUUGAGACACAUGGUGAACGACAAGUUCCAAGUGCGUACAACUGGUCCUGUACAUAACCUCACAAUGCAGCCUGUCAAGGGUCGUAAGCGUGCUGGUGGUAUUCGUCUCGGUGAAAUGGAGCGUGAUUCACUGUUAGCACACGGUACCAGUUUCUUAUUGCAGGAUCGAUUAAUGAACUGCUCCGAUUAUUCACAAGCUCAUGUUUGCCGACUAUGUGGCUCACUGGUAUCCCCCAUUUGCACCAAGAUUGUAUCAACAUUGGCCAACAAGCGCACAUUUGAAUGUCGAUCAUGUGGUACUUCAGAUGGCAUCGAGCUCGUUGCUAUCCCUUACGUAUUCAGAUACCUGACCACCGAGCUUAUGAGCUUGGGUAUCAGACUCACCCUUGGUGUCAAUCCAUAG